Messenger RNA from Pollicipes pollicipes, 4210 nucleotides. Its product is annotated as serine proteinase stubble. Gene Ontology annotation, biological process: proteolysis. Bases 869 to 2812 code for a protein of 647 amino acids. The transcript has 7 exons. The record is from RefSeq and is a predicted model, not a curated record. Lineage: Eukaryota; Metazoa; Arthropoda; Thecostraca; Pollicipedomorpha; Pollicipedidae. Gene Ontology annotation, molecular function: serine-type endopeptidase activity.
CCGCGGAGCCCACGGCGUCACCAGCGAGGGUCGACGCCGCGCCGAGUGGCGUACAGUGCAGUGCAGAGGUGCUGGACGGCGCGGCACGCGGCGACGAGCGUUCCGAGGAGGCGUCGGCCGCUGCGCUCACCAAAGGCAUUCGUGCAUCCACUCCGCCGACAAGCGCGACGCGGUGGGGCAGUCAGGAACGGGCGCUCAGGACAGAGGCAGUCGCCGUUGUUGGAAGAGUGGCACCGGUUGCGCGCGCGGGUCUGGUCACCGGACAGCUGCACCCCUAACAAGAUGCGGAGUAUACCCAGUCUGCUUCUGCUCUUCUGCUCCGUCUUAUUGUGUCAAGGUCAAGGUAUGGUGGUCGGCUUGUCCGAGGCCUCGCUGCCCUCGCCCCGCGACGGCCGACAUAAACAGUGGCGACGUUUGCAGGGGCCUUCUGCUCGGUUAGCGCCGCCAGAGGGGAGCACCGACGCGGUCCGGUCGAAGUGACGCGCUCAUAUGCGCCCUGUUGAAUCGGACGCUCUGCUUACUGAGGGACAGCAGUGCAUGUUCACGCUUUGCCAGUGCUCCCCACACCAGUGUCAGGUCAACAAUGCCACUGGGGCACCGCUUCAACAGUAAAUGCGUCAGUAGUUGUGUGAUCGUCUCGAUGAGCGUAAAUGCCUUUGGAUCGAUUGUUUCUUGCGAUGUCCAUGUUAAGCUGAGGUCUAGCUUUCGCCCGCUUUCGUAUUGUUAGCACUGGGCCGUAGCACGUUCGCAGUUUAAGGGUGAUCAUGAGCGCCACUGGUGUUUUAUACUCUUAUUUGGUAGAGCAAGAAUAAACAAACUUUCCGUAGCUCAAGCUGCCCGCUUUCCUCUGCCCUGAUACGGAUUUCUUAUGAUUCUAAGUGGGGCGUCCUGUCAUGAUGACGUAGGUACCACGUCGUGGCGUUCCAGCAACAUCCCUCUCCCCCUAGGAUUCUACUUCCCUGGCGAGGCACCUCAGCGUACCCCGCCUUCGCCUUCGCCGCCGGCGCCGACGCCGACGCCGACGCCGACGCCGGCGGCCGCGGCGCCGGAGCCGGGCGCCGCCGGGCCGCAGCGGAACAAGCCGGUGGCCCGCUUCAGCCGCCCCCGCCCGCUGCCGGCGCAGGACACCCUGGAGAGUCGGCCCACGAAGCCGUCCGACGACGACGACGACUACGAAGACGGCGGCGGCGGCGCCGACGACACCUUCUUCUUCCCUGCCGAGGACGAGGUCACGUUCACCUCGAGCACGGUGUCGGGGAGCGAGACGGAGCUGGUGAUCAGCGCCCGCGCCAGGCACCGCGACGCGUGCCGAAACCCGCGCGGCCAGUUCGGCCGCUGUUUGGAGAUCGGCGAGUGUCCGAUGCUGCAGGCCAUGCUCAGGAGACGGUCCAGAAGCACGCUGAUCUUCCUGAAGCAGUCCAUAUGCAGGUUUGAGAGGUCGGUGCCGCUGCUGUGCUGUCCGCAGGUCCCGUUUAAAACGCGGAUCGAUGCGACUCCGGCUACGACGCCAAAGCCGACGACGCCGCCGCCACCGACGACGACGCCGCCGCCGCCGCCGCCGACGACUACGACUACCGCGACCACGACGACCACAGCCACGACGAUUUCAACCACGACUUCUACCACGACUACCACUACCCCAACAGCCGCGCCGACUCCGCCUGGCGUGGAGCAAACGCCUUCCAAGGGCGCCGCACAAGAAGAGGUCACAACCCCAUCCCCACCAGCGGAGACAACGUCCUCCGAGGUGCCUCCUACCACCGCAGAGACCACCGCACCACCCACCGCCGCGCCGUCGCCCACAACGGCCGCGCCUGCGCGUAGGACCACGACUCCCGCGACCGGCGAGGCCUCCCCGACCACGACCCCGGCGACCGGCAGCACGACAGAGCCGCCGGCCGUGGCGACAGCGCGCCCCAGUCCGGCCGGCUCGACGGAGCGGGCCGACCCGGCCACCACCGCUGCUUCGGGGGACGGCGGCGACGGCGAGGCAACCAGCCGGGACGGACGCCUGCACAAGGGCUACCGCAUGCCCGCCCCGCCCGCCUGCGGCUACCGCAACGUCACGGGCGUCAGGAUCGUCGGCGGCACCGAGUCGGAGCAUGGCCAGUGGCCGUGGAUGGCCGCGCUGGGCUUCGAUUACGAGGACGGCAAGAUUGAGUUCCAGUGCGGCGGCGCACUCAUCACCGACCGGCACGUGCUCACCGCCGCUCACUGCAUCUUCGGCAAGGACAACCUUAACUGGGCGAGGAUCGGCGACCAUGACCUGGCCAAUGAAACCGACGUGGACACAGCUAAGAGCUAUCGUGUGAUCGAGCGCCGGAUGCACGAGCAGUACAACUCGAGGACGUUCGCCAAUGACAUCGCCAUACUGGUGCUGGAGGAGGCCGUCGAGUUUAACUACGCGCGGCACACUGUAUGCCUGCCUUUCGCCGAAAACAUAAAGAAGUUCAACCUUGAAAAACAGAAGCCGUUCAUAGCAGGAUGGGGAACAACCAGAUACCGUGGGACGGCGAGUUCAACUCUGCUGCACGCCCAGGUGCGGGUGGUGCCGGAAAAACGGUGCAAGAGACGCUACAAGAAGUUUAAACAGAUCACCGUCACCAAAAAGAUGUUGUGUGCCCGCAGUCCGGGCAAGGACACGUGCCAGGGCGACAGCGGCGGGCCGCUCAUGUUCCCCGCUCCGGACGGCGACUUCUGGUACACGGUGGGCGUGGUGUCGUUCGGGUACCGCUGCGCCGACCCGCGCGUGCCCGGCGUCUACAGUCGUGUCACCGAGUACCUCGACUGGAUCAUGGACCACUUGGACUGAGACACCCCUCACGCGAAGAGCGCGCCGGCCGGCCGCCGAGCAGCGCCGCCGCUGCUCCUUCCAAUGACGUCCUGCAGGCUCCCAGUGCAGUUUAAGGGACUCGAUGGGUCAGUAGCGCAGGAUGUGUUCGAUACGUGUUUGUGAGCGCCGCCGCUGCUCCUUCCAAUGACGUCCUGCAGGCCCCCAGUGCAGUUUAAGGGACUCGAUGUGUCAGUAGCGCAGGAUGUGUUCCAUGCGUGUUCGUGAGUGGUUUGGGGCAUGGCACCACUUGGUCGCGAGAACCAUCAAGUGACUGCACUUACCAAAAGUCGCCUUCACUGGAGCACUGACUCAAGCACAAUGCGUGACGAGCGCGGGUGGAAUUUCAUGUGCAAGUUCAUAUGAGUGGCAAUGAUAUCAUCUGCAAAUUUUUAUGCCAUGAUCACAGGCGGUCAUGUAAAUAAACGCGUUGAUCGUGUGAACAUUUUCUGCGCCAAACAAGGCCGAGUAAAAGCCAUUCGUCCCCUGGUAAUUGCAUCAUAUGGCUAAAAAACAUGCACGUGGUCAGGCCAUGAUGUAUUGUACUCGUAUUCACAUCGCAAAUAGGUGUUGCCAGGCGACAAGACCUACGGCUUAGACAAAGCCGCGGAACCCGCUGAAGCUGGGCCUGCAAUAUACCUAAAUUGUUCGAAACGUUGACACAUGCUAUACGACCUUUUUAAUUCCUGAGCUGCACAAACACACGCGUGGCUGGUCGCUAUCCUCUGAUCGUUGCUUGGACCGGCUCCCCUCGGCCCCUCGCAGGCGCCCGCGCGCGCUGCCGCGCACAGGGGUGUGUCCAGAGGGAGGAGCGGGCGGGCAGGCUGGAGCAGGCAGCAGAACACACGGGCUGGCUUCACAAUCAUUCCGAAUGCGUUCAAAUAGUCAUUGUUGACGGAACGUGACGUUGAUGUGUAGUUCUCCAACGAUGGCUACUUUUUAAGGGAGCACUUUAUUGCUUCGGGUUAAAGGGGAUGCUCCACAUUUGAAGAUGUUGAAGCACAAUCAUUCAGAUAUAACGAAAUAAGCUCAUAUAUGACUAUUGAUAUACUUUAAAAUGAAAAUGAUGCUCUAGACAAGACAAUUUGUCUGUUUAGUAAACAUACUUCCAAUGCGUCAGUGUUUGAUUACGUCACAGUGCUUUGUACAACAUUGAUUGAGAAUAAAUUGACGGCCGGUAUAUCUGGAAAUCGUGCUCAUGAACACCAGAUGUGAGCGACUCGACAAUGACAUCUUUACUGGCCUUGAUCGCGGUGGAAUGGCAGGAUUUGCCAGUGGAAUGGCAGGAUUUAAAUGACGUUGUUAUGACAUCAUGGAUGCCUGGGCGAUCUUUAAUUAGUCUCCCAAAAUUGUCCGCACAUCUCGGAGGGUGUGUAGCUA